Molecule: messenger RNA, 3078 nt
Organism: Ananas comosus (pineapple)
Lineage: Eukaryota; Viridiplantae; Streptophyta; Magnoliopsida; Poales; Bromeliaceae
Product: pentatricopeptide repeat-containing protein At1g30610, chloroplastic
Exons: 9
Coding region: 165-2996 (943 amino acids)
Biological process (GO): chloroplast organization
Cellular component (GO): chloroplast
Molecular function (GO): protein binding
Source: RefSeq, a predicted model, not a curated record
UCCCCAAUCCUCGAGAUUUUUCCUCUAAGAACAACUAUGCUGUUCUAUGUAGCUACUUAUAUUGCUUCCCCCGCUCUAAAAUUUGCCUUUUUUCUUACAAAUUUCUCACCAAUUAUCCAAAAGGAUUAAUGGGUCGAUUGUGAAUCUGAGUUCCAGUGGAGGAGAUGAUGGCAAAUGGGCAUCUGGGUCCUUUAAUUUUAGGUAAAAAUGGGAUUUUCCCCCAAAAUUCGCCUCCGAAUCCUUGUAUACCUCAUGGGUUUUUGAUUCCUCGAAGACCCAUUUUAGGGAUCACCAUGGACUGCAUGUUGGUGAGAAAAAGUUGGGUUUUUGAUGGAAGGGCACCUAAGUUUAGGGUAGUGAGCGCUUUAGCUAGUGGAGAAGCCGAAGCCCCUUCGGCCGAUUUGCGGUCUCUUGAGAAGGAGCUCAAGUUUAGCCCCACUUUCUCUGAUUAUGUGAAGAUCAUGGAAUCGGUUAAAUCGGAUCGGAGUAGGGAUUCGGAUGGAGAUUUGGUUGAUAGUAGCUUGAAGAAGAGAUUGACAGGAAAAAGUGACACUUUUGUAGCUGAUGUUAAAGGAAAGAAGAGGUCGGUAAAGUCAGAAAAGCGAUUAGUUAGAGUAAGAGAUUCAUCUCGCGAUGGGCGGAAAAAUGGGGAAGACGAUCGACGAAACAGGGUAAAGCCUGGUGCAGUUGAGAGAAGUUGUAGUACUAGUGGCAGUAGGUUGGAAUUAGUCCAAGAGCUUUUCGAUAAAGGAGCUGCAGGAAGAAGUGGUGGAAGUGUUAGAGAUGAAAUGCUUGAGAUUGGAAAUAAGAGCGAUGUGAAGGAAGGAAGAAAAGUUGAUUUGUAUAAAAAGGCUAGCGGUGCGCGGGUAAAAAUGGUUAGUAAACAAUUUGAAGAGCAAGAAAUCGAUCGCCUAAAUGGGCGAAUGGAUUCGAAAGGAAAUGAGUUAGUUGAUGACUUUGGGGUUUCUAAUAGGAUUAAGAGUAGAGUGGGAAGUAGAAAAACGGAUAUAGAUGGAAAGAGUAAUGGCUCAAAUAGCAUAAGAGAAAAUGAACCAAAUCGAAAUACACUUGCACCAAAAGCGAAAAUAUCGAGUCCUGUAAAGAGAACUUUUGAGAAAGAUAGAGAUUUUAGUCAUGAUUAUAGUCAUGUUGGAAAAGAUGGAGCUUUUCGGGUGCACAGCGAAGAUGGUGCACGAUCCAGUAAGGUUUGUUUGAGAGAUAUGGAUAACGGCGACUUUGAAGACAGAGCUGCCUUCAAGACUUUCAAGGUGUUCACUGAUGUUAGGAACAGGCCGCGAGUUCUCCGAAUGGAGAUGGAAGAGAGAAUCCAGAAGUUAGCUAGUCGGUUGAACGCUACAGAUGUAAAUAUGCCUGAGUGGCAAUUUUCGAAGAUGAUGCAUGGUACAAAAAUCAGAUUCUCGGAUCAUUCCAUCCUGAGAGUUGUUCAGAUUUUGGGUCGGCUUGGGAACUGGAAACGUGUAUUACAAGUUGUUGAAUGGCUUCAAACCCGUGAACGAUUUAAGUCCUACAAGAGCAGGUAUAUCUAUACAACUGUGCUAGAUGUGCUUGGUAAGGCCAAGCGACCAUUUGAAGCUCUGAAUAUAUUUUACACUAUGCGGAAGGAAUUAUCUUCAUAUCCUGACCUUGCAGCUUACCAUUGUAUUGCCGUCACACUCGGGCAAGCAGGCCUUAUGAAAGAACUAUUCGAUGUUAUUGAUUGCAUGCGAGCUUUGCCCGAGAAGAAGUUUAAGUUGGGUCCACUUCAAAAAUGGGACCCGCGCUUGGAACCAGACCUCAUCGUGUAUAAUGCAGUCUUGAAUGCUUGUGUCCAACAGAAGCAGUGGGAAGGAGCAUUUUGGGUAUUACAACAGUUAAGACAACAGAAUAUACGCCCGACAAAUACGACUUAUGGUCUGGUAAUGGAGGUAAUGCUCGCUUGUGGCAAGUACAACUUGGUGUAUGAGUUCUUUAGAAAGGUGGAGAAGUCUUCCAUACCAAGCACUUUGAAUUACAAAAGUAUGUUGCAAGACUUGUAUAAUAAAUCCCUUUCGUCAUCUGUAGUGCUCAUUAAUGCUCUAUGGAGAGAAGGGAAAAUAGAUGAGGCCGUGCUAGCUGCAAAGGAUAUGGAAAGACGCGGAAUUGUGGGAUCAGCUAGCCUCUAUUAUGACCUUGCUCGCUGUCUUUGUAGUGCAGGAAGGUGCCAAGAAGCACUUCUUCAGGUCGACAAAAUAUGCAAGGUGGCAAAGAAACCACUGGUCGUAACCUAUACGGGACUAAUUCAAACUUGUGUCGACUCUGGGAACAUGGAAAAUGCCGGAUAUAUUUUUAACCAAAUGCAGAGGUUCUGCUCACCCAAUAUUGUGACUUGCAACAUCAUGCUGAAAUCAUAUAUAGAACAUGGAAUGUUUGAGGAAGCAAAGGGUCUUUUUCACAAAAUUUUGGACGGCAGCCACCAGAUAAAUAGCAAAACUGAUUUGAACAAAAGGGUCGUUCCCGAUAAAUUCACGUUCAAUACCAUGAUGGAGGCUUGUGCGGAAACGAAAAACUGGGAAGAGUUUGAGAAUGUUUUUCAGCAGAUGUUACAUCAUGGCUACCAUUUUGAUUCAAGAAGGCACCUGCGCAUGGUACUCGAUGCUUUCAGGGCUGGAAAGACACAGGUAUUAGAUGCAACAUGGGAUCACCUUCUUUCUUUCAGGCGGGUUCCGCCCCCUCCUCUAAUUAUGGAGAGAUUUUGUCUCAAACUGAUCGAAGGCGACCCUGCAGCGUCCAUCUCCAGCAUUACAAGUUGUCAAGAUACAGAAUUACACAACAUUUCUGCGAAGGCUUGGUUGAAUCUACUGUUAAAAAAUGCCGACCGCUUAAAGAAGGACACAAUUGUCGAGUUGGCUUGCAAGGUGAGUAACCUUAUAGCUUCAAGCAGCCGUCCUCAGCCAGUAUUUCAGAAUAUACUGGACAGUUGUACAAAAUUUCUCCCUGAUAUACCACUAACUACUUAAUAAAUGAGAAGUUUUGAGUUGUGAAUUUCUUGGUUAAAUUUUAAUUACCUUGCUCUUGAGUAUCAUUGAUUAAAUUUUAAAA